GGAUGCAUAAACAGGCUAUAUAUCCACCAGAACCCGGAUGCUGCUGUCUCCGAAAUAGACAAGCACCGCCACGGACAGGAAGUAUAUUCAUGAUGACGGUGGAAAUUAGUUCCUGUAGUCGCUCGCAUACCGACCGCAUAUGCCAGUAACCGUCCUAUACGAAGCGUACUUCGGGGGCGGGAAAGACAUAGGCUGUAGAAAUCAUUCGUUGUACCGGCUCGUAUGUCUCUCCAUAGUGUUUACUUGGCAGGGGAACUGUCCAGCCACGCGUUUACAGUUAGCGAGAACGGACGCCGUUGGGUCAGCUUGCCUCGUGAUGCUUGGUUGCCUAUGGUCGGGAGGUUCCGAUAUGCUUUUCAGCUCUAGCUCAGCCCAAUUGGGCACGAUGUUGAAUCCCCGGUUGACCCCGUCUUCAACACCAUUAAAGACGAAAAAGACAGGUGUCCGAAUGGUCCGAGUUAGAGGCUAUUUGCGGCUCAUCCUUUGUGCAACAGUCAUAGUCGUCCAACUAGUGCAUUGAGUCGGUCCAGACUCCUCUUCUCACUACAUUCACCAUUCUCUUGGAUAUCUCUUUGUGCCUAGAUCCGUGUGGCACCUCGUCGCUCACAGGCUUCCUGUCUUGGACCGCAUUUCGAAUUCCAGUGGUUGCCACACGUGGUAGGCAGCGGUCACUUUUCCUUACGUCUGGACGCUG
Messenger RNA from Trematosphaeria pertusa, 694 nucleotides. RefSeq lists its product as uncharacterized. The coding region runs from base 140 to 520 and encodes 126 amino acids. The transcript has a single exon. Lineage: Eukaryota; Fungi; Ascomycota; Dothideomycetes; Pleosporales; Trematosphaeriaceae. The record is from RefSeq and is a predicted model, not a curated record.